Anguilla rostrata (American eel) is the source of this 3059-nucleotide messenger RNA. It is a transcript of the gene lamp5, whose product is annotated as lysosomal associated membrane protein family member 5. Lineage: Eukaryota; Metazoa; Chordata; Actinopteri; Anguilliformes; Anguillidae. Gene Ontology annotation, cellular component: plasma membrane; lysosomal membrane; late endosome membrane. The coding region runs from base 655 to 1485 and encodes 276 amino acids. The record is from RefSeq and is a predicted model, not a curated record. The transcript is spliced from 6 exons. Gene Ontology annotation, biological process: establishment of protein localization to organelle.
UGAGAGAACGAUGGCAGAGCACUAACGCAGCAUAACUAAAAGUGUGCCGUUGGAAGUGACAGCUCGCGCUUGAUCGCUGUGGUCGCAGCUUUGGCUUCCCACGGCUGAGCUCACGCAUUACGGCGCCGCGUCGGCAGCACAUCCACGCGCACCAACAGCUGCAACCUUGCCCAGAAGCGGAGGGUAACGAGGGUUUACAGUCGUCUCGGCUGCAAUGGCAGGCACGAAAAUAACAGCAUUGCGGGACUAGAGUGCCGGUGAUCAUCAAGCGAACAACUUGAGAACUUCCCCCCCGUCUGAGUUAUUUACCUUGAGUCACGCCGCAGUCCCUUAUCGGUCGUCCUUUCCGUGGGCACGUGCAGGGGAAAGCGUCAGCUCCCUGGUUCGAAUGCGUUCCUAAAUAAUUUCUUCCCAUUUUAAUAGGGAAACGGACCUGGGCGCUUCCUGACGGUAUCGACAAACACGACUAAAAACGCCGCGAACGUGGGCUGGAUACUACCUCGCGCAUACCUGUACAGUUGCUGCAUACGCAAUGUUGUGAGCGUGACCAUUCGACACUGAGCGGAAACCACAGCUGUCUGUCUCUAGUGGAGGGGGGUUUUUUUAUUCCAAAAGACGCCAACUUCAGAUCUCUGGAAGCCGAACGACUGAAUUAUGGAGGGCAUCGGAUUCAGGACCUUGGACAGCACCGGAUUACAGCUGUUCAUAUUAGUUCUUUUCACUUGUCUGUCUCGCAUACUGGCGGAACAAGAAGUUGAAAAUCUCUCAGGGUUGUCUACGAACCCGGACAAAGACAUAUUCGUGGUGCGGGAAAACGGAACCACUUGCUUAAUGGCUGAGUUUGCGGUCAGAUUCGUGGUUCCAUACGACGUCCUGGCACUCAAUGGUAUCGAUCUGAUUACGGAGCAAGCUUCGCUCGCGCUGCCCCGUGGCGCAGAGAUCGAGGGGAGAUGCGGGAACACGGAAGCGGAGCUUCAGAUAUCAUGGAUAAACGACGCCUACACGUUUCGCAUCUUCUUCAUUAAGGAAGUGUCAAAAGGAAAGGAAAUAUGGAAGAUCAGCAAGGUUCAGCUGGUUUAUGACACCUCUGAAGCGACACACUUCAUGAAUGCAUACAACCCGGGGAAGCACACUGCCACCACACACCGUCUCUCGGCGCUGGUGACCCCGGCCGGGCGCUCCUUUGAGUGCCUAGCAGUGCAGAGCCUCACGCUCAUCUCCACCGACCACCAGAAAGGGGUGAGCGUCUCCAUGUCCGACAUCCGGAUACAGCCCUUCGACAUCCAGAGUGACUUCACCUUCGGCCCAGCCUAUAAGUGCAUCACGGACCAGAGGGAGCAGCUGGAGGAGACCCUGCCCCUGAUCCUGGGCGUCAUCCUGGGCCUGAUCAUCGUCAUCACGCUCUCCGUCUACCACGUGCACCUCAAAAUGACCGCGCAGCAGCCGCAGCUGCCCCGGGACCGCUCGCUCUACAAGAACAUGUGAGAGAGGGAGAGAGCGGCUCGCCCGGCCGCGUGCCCGUGCCCAACCCCAGCUGCGACACAAGCCAGAUUCUCACACAGUCACCCACCCACCCCCUAACAGCCCUUAACCCUUCCAUAGCUUAUAAGUACCCGACAAUCUUGCUAAUCCCUUCCUACAGUCGCAAACCCUUUUACAUUCCCAAAUCCCUUUUACAUUCCCAAACACUCCUACAGUACAUUCCCAAAUCACUUUACAUUCCCAAAUCCCUUUUACAUUACCAAGUCUCUUUUACAUUCCCAAACCCUUUGACAUUCCCAAAUCUCUUUUACAUUCCCAAAUGCCUUUUACGUUCCCAAACACUCAAACUAUCACAAAUCCUAUCACAUUCCAUAAAACUGUUACAUUCCCAAAUCCAUUCCGCACUCCCUAUCAGUCUUACAUUCCCAAAUCCCUUACAUUCCCAAUCACUGAAACAUUCCCAAAUCCCUUCCGAAGCUCCCUAGGCAGUGGCACACCACACCGUUUCUUGCUCUCUUAGUUCCCCAAGCCUGCAGUUUUCCGUUUGGAGGUGUUUUAUUAAUUAUCUUUGUUUAUUUAUAUGUAAAAUGAGCUGCAAAGAGAAAAACAGCCGAAGCAGAGCCUAUGCUGUGAGCUCGCUGGAGCGUCCCUGUUCUGAAAUGCCGUGUUUGUGGGUGGAAGUGGACAGUGUUGUGUGGUGGGUGGAAGUGGACAGUGCUGUGUGGUGGGUGGAAGUGGACAGUACUGUGUGGUGGGUGGAAGUGGACAGUGUUGUGUGGUGGGUGGAAGUGGACAGUGCUGUGUGGUGGGUGGAAGUGGACAGUGUUGUGUGGUGGGUGGAAGUGGACAGUGCUGUGUGGUGGGUGGAAGUGGACAGUGUUGUGUGGUGGGUGGAAGUGGACAGUGUUGUGUGUUGUGUGGUGGGUGGAAGUGGACAGUGUUGUGUGGUGGGUGGAAGUGGACAGUGCUGUGUGGUGGGUGGAAGUGGACAGUGUUGUGUGGUGGGUGGAAGUGGACAGUGUUGUGUGGUGGGUGGAAGUGGACAGUGUUGUGUGUUGUGUGGUGGGUGGAAGUGGACAGUGUUGUGUGUUGUGUGGUGGGUGGAAGUGGACAGUGUUGUGUGGUGUGCAAGAGCUCAGUACUGAAGCCUGGAUUCAUCGCAGCGCAGUCACCUGUGUGUUUCACGUGUGCCCCACCUGUGUCUCACCUGUGCCCCACAUGUCUGUAUGUCCGACAGCCUGCUACCUUUCUACACAUCUCGCUCUUUAAAAAUUACCAUUAAAAAUGGCUCAUAUUUUCAUUUGAAUGUAUAAAUCUGUAAAAUGUCUAAAUAAAUCUAUGAAGAUAAGGGAAAAUUAAAAUGUAUGCAUACGAAGGAUUCUGAGAGUUUAAGUCCAUAAGUAUGUCUUAAUCUAUUGCUUUAAGGGAAAAGUACAUCAGUGUCCAAUUUUAAAACAUAAGAGUUUUACUUUGGAAGUACAAUAUUUUAAGAAUUACUAUGCAUAAGGAAAAACAGUAAAACAAUGAAAAUUUAAUUGUGUGGAAUUCUGUUUAUGAAAAUAAAUCAUUCAACACUU